Molecule: messenger RNA, 130 nt
Organism: Racocetra persica
Lineage: Eukaryota; Fungi; Glomeromycota; Glomeromycetes; Diversisporales; Gigasporaceae
Source: the annotation of a GenBank genome assembly
AAAGGUCACACUAAAAGAGACUGCAAAGAGCUUAAAGCUUCAAUAGAGACAAGAAGAUUAUUAAAAGAAACCAAAGAACAACAAGAAAAAGCAAAAACUAAGAGUUCUGGCCUCCCAGAAAUCGAUUUUA